Rattus norvegicus (Norway rat) is the source of this 5802-nucleotide messenger RNA. It is a transcript of the gene Slc6a2, whose product is annotated as solute carrier family 6 member 2. Gene Ontology annotation, biological process: norepinephrine uptake; neurotransmitter transport; chloride transmembrane transport. The record is from RefSeq and is a predicted model, not a curated record. Gene Ontology annotation, cellular component: plasma membrane; membrane. Gene Ontology annotation, molecular function: actin binding; neurotransmitter:sodium symporter activity; sodium:chloride symporter activity. Lineage: Eukaryota; Metazoa; Chordata; Mammalia; Rodentia; Muridae.
CUGCAUUAGCGCUAACAGGCUCCAGACCGAGCGGGCUGGGCGCGGGGCUAAUGCAAUAGGCGCGUUACCUGGGGCACAGGCUACAUUACCAGGUCGGCCUCCUCCUGGCGCGGCCAGAGCCAGCCAGCCCGCGUCCUGCCGGCCACCCCGUCCCCGCAGCGCUCCCGGGCCCCGCCUGAGUGCCACGCGGCGGAGCCCAGCCCCAGCCCCGGCUGGAGCCCGGGAUCCCCGUGCUGUCCGCCACGUGAGUGCGCUCUGUGCGCGCGGGACCGAACUUGAACUUUGGUGUGUCCCCAGUGCCUCCGAAGUCCCUCUCUCCAGCCGCACCCAUGCUUCUGGCACGAAUGAAGCCGCAGGUGCAGCCUGAGCUCGGCGGGGCGGACCAGCUGCCCGAGCAGCCCCUGAGGCCCUGCAAAACCGCCGAUCUGCUAGUGGUGAAGGAGCACAACGGCGUCCAGUGUCUCCUGGCAUCCCAGGAUGGUGACGCGCAGCCCCGGGAGACUUGGGGCAAGAAGAUUGAUUUCCUGCUGUCUGUGGUGGGCUUCGCAGUGGACCUGGCCAAUGUGUGGCGCUUCCCCUAUCUCUGCUACAAGAAUGGUGGUGGUGCCUUCCUGAUUCCAUAUACACUGUUCCUCAUCAUUGCUGGGAUGCCUCUGUUUUACAUGGAGCUGGCUCUGGGGCAGUUCAACCGGGAGGGGGCAGCCACAGUGUGGAAGAUCUGCCCUUUCUUCAAAGGAGUGGGCUAUGCUGUGAUCCUCAUUGCCCUCUAUGUUGGCUUUUACUACAAUGUCAUCAUUGCCUGGUCACUGUACUACCUCUUCGCGUCCUUCACCUUGAACCUGCCCUGGACCAACUGUGGCCAUGCCUGGAACAGCCCCAACUGUACCGACCCCAAACUCCUCAACGCCUCGGUGCUGGGCGACCAUACCAAAUACUCCAAAUACAAGUUCACACCGGCUGCAGAGUUUUAUGAGCGUGGUGUCCUACACCUUCACGAGAGCAGUGGGAUCCAUGACAUCGGCCUGCCCCAGUGGCAGCUGUUGCUAUGCCUGAUGGUCGUUAUCGUUGUCCUGUAUUUCAGCCUCUGGAAAGGAGUGAAGACAUCGGGAAAGGUUGUCUGGAUCACAGCCACCCUGCCUUACUUUGUCCUCUUUGUGCUCCUGGUUCAUGGCGUCACUCUGCCUGGUGCUUCCAAUGGCAUCAACGCCUACCUGCACAUUGACUUCUACCGCCUCAAGGAGGCCACGGUAUGGAUCGAUGCUGCAACCCAAAUAUUCUUUUCCCUGGGAGCUGGAUUUGGAGUCUUGAUUGCAUUUGCCAGUUACAAUAAAUUUGACAACAACUGUUACAGGGAUGCCUUGCUGACCAGCACCAUCAACUGUGUUACCAGUUUUAUUUCUGGAUUUGCCAUUUUCUCCAUCCUUGGUUACAUGGCCCAUGAACAUAAAGUCAAGAUUGAGGAUGUCGCCACUGAAGGAGCUGGCCUUGUAUUUGUCCUGUAUCCAGAAGCCAUUUCUACUCUGUCGGGAUCCACGUUCUGGGCUGUCCUGUUCUUCCUGAUGCUCCUGGCUCUGGGGCUAGAUAGCUCAAUGGGAGGCAUGGAGGCAGUCAUCACCGGACUGGCUGAUGACUUCCAGGUCCUGAAGCGACACCGAAAACUCUUCACAUGUGCUGUCACCCUCGGUACCUUUCUUCUGGCCAUGUUUUGCAUAACGAAGGGAGGGAUUUACGUGCUCACUCUGCUGGACACCUUCGCGGCAGGCACGUCCAUUCUCUUUGCCGUGCUCAUGGAGGCCAUUGGAGUUUCCUGGUUUUAUGGCGUGGACAGGUUCAGCAAUGACAUCCAGCAGAUGAUGGGGUUUAAGCCAGGCCUGUACUGGAGACUGUGUUGGAAGUUCGUGAGCCCCGCCUUCCUCCUGUUUGUGGUAGUGGUCAGCAUCAUCAACUUCAAGCCACUCACCUAUGAUGACUACGUCUAUCCUCCUUGGGCCAACUGGGUCGGGUGGGGCAUUGCCCUCUCAUCCAUGAUCCUGGUACCUGCCUACGUCAUCUACAAAUUCUUCAGCAUACGGGGCUCCCUUUGGGAGAGAGUGGCCUACGGAAUCACCCCGGAGAAUGAGCACCACCUGGUGGCCCAGAGAGACGUGAGACAGUUCCAGUUGCGGCACUGGCUGGCUAUUUGAACCUGGCCCUGAGGAGGAGGAACCCACGUGCCAAUGUCCAGGACAAGGACCUCUUUUCGCCCCCGUGGGACACUGCCUUGGGAUCCCUCCCCUGGAAGACAGUUUCCCCACUGCUCUCGUUUUCCUGGUUACUAAUGAUUCUGUGACUCUGGUUUUUGUUCACCUUCUGUUCAUCUGGCCUGGAGGCAGCAAGUGUGGAGAACUGGUGAGCCUCGAGGAAGUGGAUGGAAGGAGGAAAUGGGACAUGGAUUUUGGAACUCUGGCUUGACAGCAAGCUCACUUGCCUUGGGAGCACACCUGAGCUGAGGUCUGUGGCUCAAGCAGUAGCAACCCCUCCCAGAUUUGCUUGUACUUCAGAUCAUAAAAGACAUCUUCAAUUCAUCCAGGCUGAGAGAAGAUUGGCUUCUGGUUAGAUAUCAAAAGCCCAACUAAGCCUGACAGCAUGUGUGUGAGCUAAGGUAUACAGGUUACCCCUCUAUUUCCAUUUGUCCAGUCACCACUCUGGUAUCUGAGCCUCUGUUUUGGAGUGGGGCUUUUUCACACCUAAACUGUAGCUGGUAGAAGUUUUAUUUUGGGGGUAGGUGAGCAGAAACUCUGACUUAACUAUCUAGUUCAUUGUGAAGGCUGGUUUUGGUAUGCUCUAGAUGAUUACUCUAACUUCUGGUAUUUGGAUAGUCCCAAACCAUGAUGUUAGGGGGAGAAUGUAACUGUACCACCAGUGAAGAAGUUCUCCAGAGUCAAGGACUUCAGAAAUGUGGUAACUGCUAGAUGAAUCAUGCCUGCCAAGGCUACCUGCUAGUCUUGUUCUGUCUACAUAUGGGUAGUUCCCAAGACCUUCCUGGGGAUUGAGUCAGGGUCCCUCUGAAGCCAGAUAUGUGUGUCUAUCACAGAGAUCUCUGUCCUGUGUGACCAGGAAGAUAUCUUAAGGCAACCUGAUAGACUGCCAUGGUUCCUUAUGGUCCACAGACAGUUCCAAAGUUUCUUCUGAGAACCUCAGCAGAACAGAGAAGUCCAUUGGCUCUGAAAAUGGCUUGUUUCAUUAUUUACUUGACUUGGCACCUUGGAGGGCAUGGUUGGAUUUACCAGAGCACAGCACAACCUCUCAUGUCCAGGGAGGAUAAUCUGACUGGAGAGGACAGGUAGAUAGGUUCAGGAAAUUUCUAAGUUCACAUGUGACACCAACUUGCAACUAGUGCCCUCUGGUGGUUAGUUUUGGUUCACUGAGUGAAAGGAAGGUUUUGGUGAAAUUGAUGGCCUCUCCUUGGGAUUUAUGGUUCUUGUUUGAGCCUCUUCUGCCCUUAUUUGAAAUCUAGAAUCAUGGGUUGCCAUUGUGGUAGUGGGAUUCCCUUCCACAGGUUUUGUGUGUGUGUGUGUGUGUGUGUGUGUGUGUGUGUGUGUGUGUGUGUGUGUGAUUGGAGUCAUGUAGGAGACACAUGGAGAAACUAGGAUGUCCCCAAUGUCCCAUGGAGGGCUGUAAAAAGAUGGUUUACUUUGAUUUCCCUAUCAAAUCAGGGCCCUUAAGUUAUCUCUAGAGGAAAUUUGAUCUUUCCAUGUAAGAAGGCCAAGCUGGCUCAAGGCAUCCCUCACUGGCAAAUGUCUUGGAGCUCUGGGGAAAGGAAAGCUCUUUCACUCCACUGCAAGGUAGGUGCGAGCCAGGGCCCUGUUAGCAUCAACCUCAACACCUCUCAGGAGUAGUAAUCCCUUUUCAGCUGUUACCUUUAAAAUACUGUAUUAUUAUUUAAACUCCCAUCUGCUCCAUAGAAAGGAGAGCCACUUUUCCUAUUUCCCCACUUGCUGGGCGAGAAAAUGAGAAAUCUCACCUGCUCAAGAUCUCUACUCCCUAGGGAUAUGAGUCCCUCUACCCCCAUCUUGUCGUCACAGUCCAGAGCACCCGGGAACUAACUCCCUGUUUAUCUUACCUGGAGCUGAUACCAAAUACAGAGUACAUAAAAUCCCACAUAAGGGCAAGGAGUGUUUCUUAGCAGAACAAAGUGUUGGGAGGAGGGCAGAAGAAGGUUAUUCAUCUCAUCUCACUGGCCCCCUGUGAGGCACUGUCCUAGCCUUUGAGGACAACGGUCACCCUUUGAGCAGUGGGGCCUGAGAAGCAAGAGUCCACCUGACUGUUUCAAGCGCACAUGCUCAGAAAGCCUGGGUGCCUUAGGUCAGCAUGGGCCCGCCGCCGUUUUCUCUUUGCCGUCUGUGUAGCCACUUUGACUGCAGACAUUGUUCCUGGGGGCUAAAGUUGAAAUGUGGUGCUAUCUGAGUGAGCCCCAGACUGAAGCAAUGGUGCAGUUUUUUGGCUCCUGGGACUGGGACAAAGUGGUUUGUGGCUCCAAACCCAGGUGCUCUAGUUGGGAGGGAGACACCCAGAAAGCCCCUGGAGGUUCUCAGGAAGGUGCUAGAAGGUCACUCGUCUUUCCACCCACACUUGCCAGACGGGGUCUAGUGCUUUAUCAUAAGUAUUGCUUGCCUUCUGCAUUUUGUUUUUUAAUAGUAAGGAUCACCCAGGACCAGCAUGCUCCUGAGUACUAUUUAUGACACUCGACACUUUUGAUAAUCGAUUGGAUUUUUAGAGAAUUGUUUUCUAUGACACGUGAGGCUUCUGUUUAAGAUGUUAGCAUUACUUAGAGUCAAGUAAGACAGAAGAAAAAGUGAAUACUAACUCACUGCAAAACCCUGCUCAACCAAAGUCCCUAAACUGCCUUAAUUCUCAGAGGGAGUUCCUGCCCAGGUGGAAGCCAGUCCCCUGCCUCACAGUCAUCCAGUCUAGAUUUUUCUAGAUUUGGUGAUGUAAGACAUUCUUACCAAAGAAAUCAGUUCUGCCCCCAUUGAGCUCACUCACUUCAUGCGUUUGCUUAUUUCCUUUGAAAACUAUGGUGAGGAAGUGAUCAGAGUGGGUGUUUGGUGGAGUAGCAGCAGCACAGCAUUUAGGACUGAUUUAGCAGUGGGUCUGCAGCCAAUUAGUGUAGUUUGAGAGAGGAGCUUUCCAUCUUUGGGUUUGGUGCGGGGAGGUGCAUCUCUAUAAACUGGGGAUUUAAUUAGGUCAUCAAAGGACACAUCCAAUUGAAAACAUAAACCGAAAUAAAGCACAACAACAUCCUUUGUGCUAAAGCCACAAUGAAGCAAGCUUCCAGAAGUGACCCCAUAACUGGCCACCUAUUGGCUCUAGAAAUAGAGCUUUCCAGCCUUCAGAGCUUUGUUAUUACUUCAUGUCCCAUAGAUCCUCUUUUGUCGAGUUUUCUUUUCAUCUCCUGCCAGAAAACCUUGGUGUUUAAGAAGUCAGGUCCAGCACCAUUGAUUUGACACUUGGGUAGCAUUGAGAAGGCAGAGAGGGUUGCUCUGCCCUGUGUUUGCAGGUCUGGGGACCCCACAGCUCUGCCCCACAGGCAGGAUGCCUGGCCCUGGUUGGUGAAUGUGAAGUCUGGGGGGUGCCUUUCCUUGCUCUACUGUCUCUACAUCUGUGUAAAUAGGAUUGUUUCACUCCCAUGUUCUCUGUGUCACAGACUGUUCAAGUAUCAUGCGAGCCUCUGUGUCUGCCUUGGAUUUAAUUUGAAAGUUGUUCUCUUCGUGGAAAAAAAAACCAAAUUAAUGUACAGAAUAAUAAAGAACAUUCCUGGGC